AUGUCCGCACGCACAAGGCGACAAAAGGCCGCCCAGCAGGCGCAGGCUCAGGCGCAGGCUCAGGCUCAGGCUCACAGCGACGACGAGCACGCCGACUCUCUCGCCAACGGGCACAGCAACGGCUCCAAGAACGGCUCGGCUGGGUCGCCCAAGACGAACGGGAGUGCCAGGCGCAAGAGGUCGCCGCCGCGGGACGGCCAGCACAGCGAGAAGGAGAACAUCUUCCUCUUCUGGCCCAAUAUCAUCGGCUACGUCCGGAUUGUCCUCGCAACCGCCUCGCUCUACUACAUGCCCCUUCACCCCCGGACAUGCUCGGCCCUGUACAGCGUCUCCUGCCUGCUCGACGGGCUCGACGGCUACGCAGCCCGCGUCUACAACCAAUCCACCACCUUCGGCGCCGUGCUCGACAUGGUCACCGACCGCUGCACCACCGCCUGUCUGCUGGUCUUCCUCAGCUCCGCCUGGCCUCGCUGGGCCAUCCUCUUCCAGGGCCUGAUCUCCCUCGACCUGACCAGCCACUACAUGCACAUGUACGCCACCCUGACCAUGGGCGGCUCCAACCAGAGCCAUAAGAAGAUCGAUUCGAGCCGCAGCUGGAUCUUGUACCAGUACUACAACAACAAGGCCGUCCUGUUCACUUUCUGCGCCAUGAACGAAAUGUUUUUUAUAGGAUUGUAUCUGCUUUCGUUCUCCUCGCCGACCCUCUCGCCCUCCCUGCUGCAGCCCAGUGCGGUCCCCGUAGCCCAUCCGACCACCCUCUUUGCCAACCCGUGGAGCGCCGGAGCCCUCGAGAUGGCCCGCGCAAACAAGAUGGACAGCUUCUGGCCGUGGGUCCUGACGGGCAUCUCGGCUCCCAUCAUGGCUGGAAAGCAGUUCAUUAAUAUCGUUCAGAUGGUCAAGGCCAGCCGGUGGUUGGCAGAGGGAGACAUUGCCAGACGGCGUAAGCUGGGCAUCGCAAAGUGACUCCCUUGAUCCAUCACUAUGGGUGCUCCCCCCCUGCUGCAUUUAUUCACCUCUUACCACACUUAAUCAUCUCAUGGAGUUUUCAUGCUGGUCGGAAACAAAAAUGCUCUAUCUAUACUUACUGCUCACACCACGUCAAGCCUUAUGUUCUGUUCUGCUCUGUUCUGUUCUCUGUCAUUUGUUUACCAUUCACUUUUAUUCUCUUUUGUCUUUUCUUGCUUCUUCUCUGUGAUAUCUUCUUUAUCUUCUACUUUUACCGCUGAUACGAUCUUCUAUCACACUUCCCUUCCUGUUUAUGAUUUUGUAUUAAUAGCAUUAGAGCCCCUAGGAUAGGGUCGAGGACUAGGAACCGGUGCCGAGCUGAUGUGCUAUGUAUCACGUCUCGCAUUUGCAAUCUACCGCUGUUCAGCGCAUCUACCUCGUAGGAGUAUACUGUCAUUAUCAAACCGGACUGAUUAUAGUAUUAUCACCAAACCAUCGGAUUGAAUAUGCAGGUGUUUCUAUUAAGUCUCCGUGUUUUUAUAUAGAUUGAAAAAUAGCUGACUAGGGCCGUAACAAUUAUG
Messenger RNA from Trichophyton rubrum CBS 118892, 1526 nucleotides. RefSeq lists its product as uncharacterized. Lineage: Eukaryota; Fungi; Ascomycota; Eurotiomycetes; Onygenales; Arthrodermataceae. Gene Ontology annotation, biological process: phosphatidylinositol biosynthetic process. The transcript is spliced from 3 exons. Gene Ontology annotation, molecular function: CDP-diacylglycerol-inositol 3-phosphatidyltransferase activity. The coding region runs from base 1 to 963 and encodes 320 amino acids. The record is from RefSeq and is a predicted model, not a curated record. Gene Ontology annotation, cellular component: Golgi apparatus; membrane.